AUGCGCGCCAUCCGGAAGCGCUGGACGAUCUGCACCAUCAGCCUCCUCCUGAUCUUUUACAAGACAAAAGAGAUCGCCAGGACCGAGGAGCGCCAGGAGACGCAAGGCGGCGGAGAUGGCGACUUAAGUUUAAGUAGAUCAAUGGUCAAUAGCUCUGAUAAAAUAAAUCAAAAGAGUGGGUCUUCGAUAUUCCAGCAUUCUGUUGAAAGAUGGAAAAUCAAUUCUUCCUUGGUCCUGGAAAUCAGGAAGAACAUCCUUCGAUUCUUGGAUGCAGAAAGAGAUGUCUCAGUGGUCAAAAGCAGCUUCAAGCCAGGAGAUGUAAUCCACUAUGUGCUAGACAGACGUCGUACACUAAAUAUUUCUCAGGAUCUGCACAGCCUUCUUCCUGAAGUUUCGCCAAUGAAGAACCGUCGUUUUAAGACAUGUGCUGUUGUAGGAAAUUCUGGCAUCCUUCUGGACAGUGGGUGUGGAAAAGAGAUUGACAGCCAUGACUUCGUUAUAAGGUGCAAUCUAGCUCCCGUGGUGGAGUUUGCUGCAGAUGUGGGAACUAAAUCAGAUUUUAUUACCAUGAACCCAUCAGUUGUACAAAGAGCAUUUGGAGGCUUUCGGAAUGAGAGUGACAGAGAAAAAUUUGUGCAUAGACUGUCCAUGCUGAAUGACAGUGUCCUUUGGAUCCCAGCUUUCAUGGUCAAAGGCGGAGAGAAGCAUGUGGAGUGGGUUAAUGCAUUAAUCCUUAAGAAUAAAUUGAAAGUGCGAACUGCCUAUCCGUCACUGAGACUUAUUCAUGCUGUCAGAGGUUACUGGCUGACCAACAAGGUUUUCAUCAAGAGACCCAGUACUGGACUGCUGAUGUAUACACUCGCCACAAGGUUCUGUGAUGAAAUUCAUCUCUAUGGAUUCUGGCCCUUUCCAAAGGAUAUUAAUGGAAAAUCAGUCAAAUAUCAUUAUUAUGAUGACCUAAAGUACCGAUAUUUUUCUAAUGCCAGCCCUCACAGGAUGCCGCUAGAAUUUAAAACUCUAAAUGUGUUGCAUAACAGAGGAGCACUUAAAUUGACAACAGGGAAAUGCAUAUAGCAAUAAAGCACAAGUGACAUACAAUGAGACAUAUAGGAUAUGGGCUUUGGCCUGUAGACUUUAUGGAACAGCAACGGGGCCCAU
Messenger RNA from Euleptes europaea (tarantolino), 1158 nucleotides. It is a transcript of the gene ST8SIA4, whose product is annotated as ST8 alpha-N-acetyl-neuraminide alpha-2,8-sialyltransferase 4. The transcript is spliced from 5 exons. Bases 1 to 1074 code for a protein of 357 amino acids. The record is from RefSeq and is a predicted model, not a curated record. Gene Ontology annotation, molecular function: alpha-N-acetylneuraminate alpha-2,8-sialyltransferase activity. Gene Ontology annotation, biological process: N-glycan processing; oligosaccharide metabolic process. Lineage: Eukaryota; Metazoa; Chordata; Lepidosauria; Squamata; Sphaerodactylidae.